Molecule: messenger RNA, 1257 nt
Organism: Alternaria rosae
Lineage: Eukaryota; Fungi; Ascomycota; Dothideomycetes; Pleosporales; Pleosporaceae
Exons: 2
Coding region: 246-1184 (312 amino acids)
Molecular function (GO): oxidoreductase activity
Source: RefSeq, a predicted model, not a curated record
ACUAAUCGCGACCACACCUCCACCUUUCAGGCCGUGAAUGAUGCGGAUACCCCGGAUUCUGUCCGCGCAGCUUAUGCGUACCGCAGAUGCAGCGCCAUACGCAGUGAUCGAGGCUAUACAACGAAUGCUGAUUGCAAUGACAUCUCUACUUACGCUUUGUAGCCGCCUUUUGCUGUUAGCAGUAAGCAGCAACUCCCCCGGCGCGACGUAACCUUCAACCCUAGACGAUACACUAUCUCUCCUCCAUGCCAUCGUCCAACAAACAAGUCGCACUCGUCGUCGGUGCUUCGCGAGGCAUUGGCCGACAAAUCGCCAUCGACCUAGCAAAAGAUGGCUAUGCAGUCGUCGUAGCCGCAAAAUCCACCUCCGACGCCUCCAAAUGCUCUCCUUUCCCACCCGACCCAAACUCCCCUGUGUCCACCAUCUCCACCGUGACCCGCGAGAUCCACGAGUCAGGCGACGAAGCCACAGCCAUAAGUGUCGACACGCGAGACUAUACCAGUAUAGAGCGCAUGGUAGCCGAGACAGUAGCCAAGUACGGCCUUCUGAAUGUACUCGUAUAUAAUAGCGGCGCGAUAUGGUGGGCAAGCGUGGCCAAGACCCCGAUGAAGCGUUUCCAACUCAUGCAGCGUGUGAACGUCGAGGGUCUGUAUGGCGUCAUACAAGCCUGUCUUCCGCACUUUGAACAGCGCGAAGGGGCGUGGAGGGGCAGGAUUAUAGUUGUUAGUCCGCCGAUCUAUUCGCGCUUCUUCCGCGGGAAGACGGCGUAUGCAAUGGGCAAGGUGGGUAUGUCUGUUCUUACAAAGGGGCUAGCCAUGGACUUCCAGCGCGAGGGAAAGAGCGACAUGGCGGUUACGAGCAUUUGGCCCGCGACGGCGGUGCAGAGUGCUGCGACGCAGAGUAUGGCGCAGGAAGAUGCCAAGGAUCUUAGGACUGCGAAUAUCUUCUCGGAUGCGGUGCUGCAGAUGAUCAAGGCGCCUGUGGAAGAGGUUAAUGGGAUGUUGCUGCUUGAUGAGGAUUUCUUGCGGAUGAAGGGGGUUAGUGAUUUUGAAAAGUACAAUUUGGUGGAGGGGAGUAGGCCGAGGAGGAUUAUGCCUGUGAAGUUUCCGGAUUUGAGAGUCAAGGAACAGGAUGAUGAGGGGAGGAGGGUUGAUAGUACAAAGCUUAGAGCUUCGAAACUGUGACAUUGGAGAUGAUGUCAUCUAGUUCUUGACACGACUGUACAUGUUCAGUUUUUUUUUUAGUAAUCUGCGUGGC